UGCAGCUGGAUCUGAUCUGGAGGUGCUUAUACCUCUAAGAGUGUCCCUUGAAAGAGGGACAGGAAAGAAUACAAACAGCAAUAAGCAUAGGGGGUAAGAAGAGGGAUAGAAACCGGAACUGCAAUAGUGCCUUCAUCAACAUCUAUGCAACUGAUCUCCGUCUCUACUGUACUCCCACUUUUACUCUUCGGGGUUUGUCGAACAGAUACUGCAGCAGUGCACGGCAAACUGCUCCCUCGGCACGACACCGUCGAAGACGGGUAUCUCGAGCUCGACUUGCACUACACGGAUGGCAAGUUCCUUGCAACCCUGCAACUUGGCUCGAACGACGACGUGCUGCAUGUUCUGGUAGACACCGUAUCGUCCGACUUGUGGGUGCCUGGCUCGGAAAACAGCAACUGUGCACACGGAACAAACGCUACUCUCAAAAACAACGCUUUCUCGGUGGGUCCGAGUCAGGGCGGGCCGGUGCCGUUCAACUGCUCCGUCUUCGGAACGUUCGACUACAGGACCUCUACAAGCUAUGCCGCCAACGGGAGCGACUUCGAGAUCGUUUACGGCGGCGGUGCCAUGGCUAUGGGAGAGUGGGGCCAUGACAGUGUCUCUGUGGGAGGUUCCUCUCUCGGGGAAAUCAACUUUGCAGUGGCAGCCAACUCGUCGAAACCGUUUGGCGUCCUCGGGAUCGGGUUCCCCGGGCUGGAGUCAACCCAAGUUGUCUAUGGGAACAGCAAGGGGAACGGGAGCGCAGCGCCGCACACAUACGAGAACUUCCCCCAGAGGCUGAAGACAAACAGAAUCAUCGCCAGAGAGUGUUUCUCCCUGCUUCUCGACCAAGACGCCACGGGCCAGCUCCUCUUUGGCGCCAUCGACCACAGCAAGUACCGCGGCUCGCUGUACCGGUUCCCCAUGGUGAACGCCUAUCUGACGGCAGACAGCGCAGAUGCCGACACGAUCUCCGCAACGCUGAACAGCUUUGCCGUUGUCAAAGACGAGACAUCCACCACUCUCGUCGACGGCUUCCUGCCCGCCGUGUUUGACUCCGGAACCGCCUUCGCCACGCUACCAUACACCCUGAUCGAGCUCCUCAGGACGCAGCUCGACCUCACCACAGACACCGCCACGGGCAUCACCCACACCAACUGCUCCCAGCUGGCCUCGACGAUGUUCCGCUUCGACUUCCAGGGCGUGCCCUUCGACGUUCCGGCACUAAACUUCUUCCUCCGCCUAGAAGGAGGCACUCUCUGCGGCCUUGCCGCCGCCGCCUCGUACGUGCAGGGCUACGUUGUCCUCGGUCAGGCGUUCCUCGACAGCAUCUAUCUGAGCGCCGACCUCCAGGACCGGACCGUGGCGCUUGCCUACGCCAACCUCCCCGCCGCCCGCCAGACAGACGCCGACAUCGAGCUCCUCCCGGCCGGGCUUGCCCACGCCGUCGAUCCGCCGUCGACCCAGACCUACGACAUCUCCCACAUGCUCUACUCCGCCAUCCCGCUCUCCACCGUGACGCUGGCUUCCAGCAUCAACUACGCCGCCGUGUAUACGAAGAGUCUCAACGUCGCCGAAACAUCGGCUUCGGCCUCUUACUCCUCCUCCGCAACCUCGAGCUCCGCCAACGCCCCCCGCAGAACGCCUUCUGCUGCCGCCAGCACCAACGCCGCCCAUAGUUUGUUUCCAAACUUGUUCUUCAGCCUGUUUCUGCUGGUUCUUUGUGUAUCUUUCUUCUCUGUAUAAUCUUUGUAACAUGGCCGUGCCCGGCCGUAACCGUUCUCCGAC
Messenger RNA from Pichia membranifaciens NRRL Y-2026, 1770 nucleotides. RefSeq lists its product as hypothetical. NCBI's taxonomy places the organism in Eukaryota, Fungi, Ascomycota, Pichiomycetes, Pichiales, Pichiaceae. The transcript has a single exon. Gene Ontology annotation, biological process: proteolysis. Bases 145 to 1728 code for a protein of 527 amino acids. Gene Ontology annotation, molecular function: aspartic-type endopeptidase activity. The record is from RefSeq and is a predicted model, not a curated record.